GCUGCCCACCCAAGGAGGCGACCGGCGCUCCUGCCCCGCUGCCGCUCGCUCUCACACACACACACACACACAGACAUAUACACACAUACACACACAUAUACACACACACAUAUACACACACCCGUGCGUGCGCCUCUCGCUCCCGCACUGGAGUCAGUGCUUGUGCCUGCAGGUUGCUCAGACCUGAAAUCUAAGGGAAAAGCUCAGCGUUUGCGUCGCUCCUGCCGCCGGUGGUGGUAGCGGUGAAGAGGAGAGAGGGUUGUGGGUUUUUUUUUUUUGCUUGGUGGCUUUUUUUUUUUUGGCCCCCUUGAAUUCAAUGGAUCUGAACUUGGAGCCUUUAGACCUCGGCGGUAUUGGAAUAUCUACAUGCUGAUCAUCUUUGUUGUGACACAUCAAGUCGUUUGGGGAAACCAUCCGAAGACGGCAAGAUGUUUCUCGUUCUCUUGUACUUCGCUUUGCCCUUAGUGGAAGUGAGUUCGCUGCCUGGAGGGGACCGCCUGGACUGCGUGAAAGCCAGCGAUCAGUGUCUGAAGGAGCAGAGCUGUAGUACUAAAUUCAGGACACUGAGGCAGUGUGUAGCCGGCAAAGAGAGCAACUUCAGCCGGGCCACGGGCCUGGAGGCGAAGGACGAAUGCAGAAGCGCCAUGGAAGCUCUCAAGCAGAAAUCCCUGUACAACUGCCGCUGCAAGAGGGGCAUGAAGAAGGAGAAGAACUGCCUGCGCAUUUACUGGAGCAUGUACCAGAGCUUGCAGGGGAAUGACUUGCUUGAAGAUUCCCCUUAUGAACCAGUUAACAGCAGACUAUCAGACAUAUUCAGACUAGCACCAAUUGUAUCAGUGGAGCCAGUACUUUCAAAGGGGAACAAUUGCUUGGAUGCAGCCAAAGCUUGCAACCUAAAUGAUACCUGCAAGAGGUUCAGAUCUGCUUACAUAACCCCCUGCACCAGCAGCACGUCUAAUGAGAUCUGUAACAAGCGGAAGUGUCAUAAGGCCCUCCGGCUAUUUUUUGACAAGGUCCCCCCAAAGCACAGCUACGGGAUGCUCUUCUGCUCCUGUCGAGACGUAGCCUGUACAGAAAGGAGACGGCAGACUAUUGUUCCUGUGUGUUCAUAUGAGGACAGGGAGAAACCAAACUGCCUGAAUUUGCAAGAGUCCUGCAAGAAGAAUUACAUCUGCAGAUCUCGCCUUGCAGAUUUCUUCACAAACUGCCAGCCUGAGUCACGCUCUGUUAGCAGCUGUCUGAAGGAGAACUAUGCUGACUGCCUGCUCGCUUACUCGGGGCUCAUUGGCACCGUGAUGACACCCAACUACAUCGACUCCAGCAGCCUCAGCGUGGCCCCGUGGUGCGACUGCAGCAACAGUGGCAACGACAUAGAUGAAUGCCUGAAAUUUCUGAAUUUCUUCCAGGACAACAUAUGCCUUAAAAAUGCAAUUCAGGCCUUCGGAAAUGGCACUGAUGUGAACGUCUGGCAGCCAAUUCUACCAGUACAGACCACUACAGCCACAACUACAACAGCUUCCAGACUUAAAAACAUAGGGUCAGAGACCACCAACAAUGAAAUACCCUCCCACAAUGAUUCACCAGCAUGUGCAAACCUGCAGGCACAGAAGAAGCGAAAAUCCAACGAAUCUGUAGAUACAGAGCUCUGUCUUAAUGAGAACGCUCUCGGGAAGGACAACACAGCGGGAGUCUCCACCAGUCACAUAUCCGCGGAGAAUUCCCUGGCUCUUCCUACCAGCUUCUAUCUAAGCACACAGCUCACCCUGAUGGCACUUGCACUCUCACUCUCUUUGUCCCUAAGCUCAUCAGUCGUCUUAUAGGCAUUACAAAAGGACGUGUUAAAAGAAAAAAAAAAAAAAAAAAAAAAAAAAAAAGUAAAAAAAAAAUAAAUCUGUUUGCUGUCCUCUGUUGUUUAUCUGGAAUUCCAGGUCUGGGAGCUAAGAUGAGGCACUCCUGCUAGAACAGUCUCAGUCAGCUGGAAUUUUAUUUUUUUUUCUCUCUAAAAAAAGCUUCUUGUGAUAUUUAGAGGCUUUGUGAAAUACUUGGUGCAGUGCUACAUUCCAAACCCAAAAGGCUUUUGGGCAUGCAGUGUUUUAAAGAGACAGUGUGUAAAUUUGCCUGUAAAGCGACCUGGUUGGAUUAUUUUAAUAAUUAUUAUUUUAAUUCUGGCUUUUACCUGAGAAAGAAGAUAAUGGUUUUCUUAAAAUCUUGUUUAUCUCACUGAAUGAUUUUGGUUUUCAAAUUGAUUGAACUUCAGACUAUCAAGGAUGCCAGGCUUUUGUCUAAUGGUGAAUGUUCUCCCAGAGAGUGGACUUUAUGAAACUUCUUCAUUUGAUAAAUCGCUACUGAUGUUAAACUCUUUCAGUGUGUUAGCAUUUUCCUCUUUAAAUGUUUACGUACUGUAAGUGAUUCUGCGUUCCCUGCUGAGAAGCCAUUAUAAUUCACAUACAGGUAUAAUGUAUGUCUUUCAGUUAAAUUCUCAUCAAAGUAGAGUGUGGCGUAGAACCUUCUAACAGUACAAUUAUCGUUUAUUAUAAUCAUCUAGCCUUAACAAGAGUGAAGAUUCUUUACAUUAGCAAGACGCAGCCAUUGUGAAAGCUUGAUAAAGAUACAUUUCUUUAAAUAUGAGGAACAAAUUUUGCUACAGGGUUUCAGCUGUACAGUAUAUGGUCUUCUAUGCUUCCGUUGUGAUAAUAUAGUCAGUUAUUAUACUCUUUGUUUAAUAAAAAAUGACAUACAGUUUAAUUGCUCUGCUAAAACAUCAUCAUCUGUUUAUACAUACCUGAUAAUGUCAGAUCAAAAAGCUACAGGAACUUCAUGCCUUACUUCUCUUAUCAGAACAUUGCAGAGGGACAAGAGGUAGUAGGAUAUCAUUUAAACUGUGUUUUAUUUCUUAGAACUGCUAAAAUCAACACAAAAGGAUGGUUGAUCCAAUUGCAAGGCAGCAUCAUGCACGUGUACCCAUGUGAUAGGCUAUUCUCACCCUGGUAGUUUCUACCACAGACCUUGGCAUUGCUGACAGGAUGAACUGUUUGCAAGACCAGCUCCAUAAAGUACUUUAAUGGUUUGGAUGGCAAUGUUACCAGUGUACAUGAUUUAAUCGCUUGGUUCUCCCUCAGUGACAUUGGCAGCCUGUGCUGGCUCAUGAUGAUUUCCUGCAGUAUCUAGAAGGAAUUCUUUAAAGCUUUAAAUGUCAUCAGAUAGGCAGCAUUUCUCCUAAGGGCUGUCUUUAUACCUUACUGUGAUGGCUUGUUGACUGUUACAAGCAGUUACAUCUAAGUGAUCAACAGUAAUCAGUUUUUGUUCCUAUUGGAAGUAGAAGACAACUUCUGCAAGCAAGGAGUUCAUCAUGUUGAAUGUAUGGAUUUACUCUGAGACUUACACAAUUAUGCCCUGACCUGCUCUGAAAUGUCCAGAUUGGUUAUUUGCAAUACGACUAUAAAUUACAAAUUACUGUUUUAUAAACUGCACUGAGGUUUGAGUGUGCAAAAUACACAUCUUGCUAAGAGACUAUUAAACCUAUUGACAAGUUCAGCUUUUGAGAUUUUUCUUGGCUAAUAAUAAACACUUUCAUAAAUUUUGAAAUUCA
Molecule: messenger RNA, 3589 nt
Organism: Cyanistes caeruleus (blue tit)
Lineage: Eukaryota; Metazoa; Chordata; Aves; Passeriformes; Paridae
Gene: GFRA1
Product: GDNF family receptor alpha 1
Biological process (GO): nervous system development
Cellular component (GO): external side of plasma membrane; signaling receptor complex
Molecular function (GO): signaling receptor activity
Source: RefSeq, a predicted model, not a curated record